Cyprinodon variegatus (sheepshead minnow) is the source of this 8177-nucleotide messenger RNA. It is a transcript of the gene pcdh17, whose product is annotated as protocadherin-17-like. Gene Ontology annotation, cellular component: plasma membrane. Gene Ontology annotation, biological process: homophilic cell-cell adhesion. The record is from RefSeq and is a predicted model, not a curated record. NCBI's taxonomy places the organism in Eukaryota, Metazoa, Chordata, Actinopteri, Cyprinodontiformes, Cyprinodontidae. The transcript is spliced from 6 exons. Gene Ontology annotation, molecular function: calcium ion binding. The coding region runs from base 959 to 4381 and encodes 1140 amino acids.
GUGCUCUUCCGUCAGUGAGAGGAAGCGCUUGCUGUGCUCAGGGCAGUGUUACGUGCUGGAAAUAGUAACUAAUGACUGGGCUUGUGUAGUUAAGAAAAAUCUAUUUUAUUUUUCUGACAACAGCAAGGAGACUCCUGGCAGGAUGCGGCGUUGCUGCUGACCACUUCCACAGCAGCUGUCCGUCUGUCUGUGCGCACUUUGGCUGGGGGACGACGCACAAGGACAAAUUGAGGAACCAGUAACUCUGCGCUGGAAAACAACAUCGCUCGUCCUUUUAAGUAUCCACUGUGGACAUAGGCUACCUUUACAAACAUUUGGAUUUUUUUUUCCUUUCACACAGAAUAUUUUAAAACAGUUUUCCGUCCUGGAAGAAGAGUGAGUCACUGCAGGCAGAAGGAGAGCCGCUGCAUCCUAAUCAGACAGCGGAGAGGACUUCAGCUCAUUGACAUUUCAGUCAUACUUUGGAGCACUUUUUUUCAUUUCUACUGCGCUGUACUGUAGAGUUUGUGUGUAUAGGAGGCUUUUGGCUUCCCUGCCGCACACGGAGGAGAAGGAGGAUACGGGUGGUACCUUUUGUGAAGUGGAAAAUAAGCAAUCUCUUUACGCUGGAAUUGACUGUUUUUAAUUUUUAUUCUGUCCCUUUCUUUUGGAACCGACGGUAAUAUAUGUGAAGACUUACAAUGACAGUUCUGUUGGAGCCUGGAUCUUGAUUAUUGUUGAGAUGAGUCUGGGUGCUCUGCUGAAUAUAAAUUAGGCAUUCAGUACCACAGAUUGCUUGCUGAGGAGAGAAAGCAACAAAGCAAAGACAAUCUACAGCGACAAAUGUCAAGUCAUCACAUGAUGAACUGGACUCUUUUGUUUAUCCGUUGUGAUAGAGAUACCAAAUCUGAAAAGAAUAUCAACAGGUCACAGAUUGAAUAAUCGACGCAAAGGUUUAAGCAGUUUUUACUUAGUGGAGAUGCAUCUUUCUAUUUUCUUUUUCCUCCUUUUGUGGGCUCAAGCCUUGACAUUAAAAAACUUGAAUUACUCUGUCCCGGAGGAACAGGGUCCAGGAACAGUGAUUGGGAAUAUUGCCAAAGAUGCCAGGCUUGGACUCGAGCAGAUUGGGCAGGGAGGACAGGGAAAGAAAGCCAACUUUAGGGUGUUGGAAAACUCAGCGCCUCAUCUUAUCGAUGUGGACCCCCAAAGCGGACUGCUGUACACAAAACAACGCAUUGACAGGGAAACAUUGUGUAAGAGAAACCCCAAGUGCCAGCUCUCCAUGGAGGUGUUUGCCAACGAUAAGGAGAUAUGUAUGAUAAAAAUAGAUAUUCAGGACAUCAAUGACAACUCACCUGUUUUUCCUUCUGAUCAAAUUGAUAUUGACAUUUCUGAAAAUGCAGUGCCGGGGACACGCUUUCCUCUAACCAGCGCACAUGACCCUGAUGCUGGGGAAAAUGGCCUGAAAACCUAUCAAAUAACUCGUGAUGACUACAAUCUCUUUUCUUUGGAGGUAAAAUCCAGAGGGGACGGGACCAAAUUCCCUGAAUUAGUCAUUCAGCGUCCACUGGACAGAGAAGAGCGAAGCCAUCACACCCUCAUUUUGUCAGCUACUGAUGGUGGUGAAUAUCCUAGAUCAGGUACAAUGCAGAUAAAUGUUAAAGUUAUUGACUCCAAUGAUAAUAGUCCGGUUUUUGAUCAGUCAUCAUAUGUAGUAGAAAUUCCUGAAAAUUCUCCUCCUGGAAAAGUCUUAAUUGAUUUAAACGCCACAGACCCUGAUGAGGGAAACAACGGUCAAAUUGUUUAUUCUUUUAGUGGCUAUGCACCAGAGAGAAUUCGUGAGCUUUUCUCAAUAGAUUCUAGAACAGGGGUUAUAAAGAUUCAGGGAGAAAUUGACUAUGAAGAGAGCUCUGUCAUUGAGAUUGAUAUCCAGGCAAAGGAUCUAGGUCCCAAUCCAAUCCCUGGCCAUUGUAAAGUCACCGUUAAAGUGCUAGACAGGAAUGAUAACUGGCCAUCUAUAGGCUUUGUGUCUGUGAGACAAGGAGCCAUCAGUGAGGCGGCACCCCCAGGCACUGUCAUUGCUCUGGUCCGUGUCACAGACAAGGACUCUGGCAGGAAUGGGCAACUUCAAUGCAGGGUGCUUGGUAAUGUCCCUUUUAAACUCGAGGAGAACUAUGAUAACUUCUACACAGUGGUUACAGACAGGCCCCUCGACAGAGAGGUGCAAGAUGAGUACAAUGUCACUAUUGUUGCCAAAGACAAUGGGAUUCCUCCUUUAAACUCUACAAAAUCUUUUACAGUGAAGAUUCUUGAUGAGAAUGAUAACAUUCCUCGCUUCACCAAGUCUGUAUACCUUCUUCAGAUUCCCGAAAACAACAUCCCUGGGGAGUAUCUAGGUUCAGUUUUGGCACAUGACCCAGAUUUGGGCCAGAAUGGCACUGUGUACUAUAGUAUCAUUAACUCCAACAUCAGUGGCGGUGAUGUCAACACAUAUGUUAAUGUGAAUGCAGCUAAUGGAGCCAUCUAUGCUGUACGAUCUUUUAACUAUGAGCAAAUCAAGUAUUUUGACUUCAAAGUGCUUGCUAAAGAUGCAGGAUCUCCACAUUUAGAGAGCAAUGCUACUGUGCGCAUUAGUGUUUUGGACGUCAACGACAACAUCCCUGUCAUAGUCUUGCCUCUUCUUCAGAACGAUACAGCUGAAAUCCACGUUCCACGAAAUGUUGGAGUUGGUUACAUUGUAACAACAGUGAAAGCAUUAGAUAAUGACUAUGGGGAAAGCGGAAGGCUCACCUAUGAAAUCUCAGAUGGCAAUGAAGAGCACCUCUUUGAUAUUGAUCCUGUUACUGGGGAGGUCCGAACCGCCCACCCUUUUUGGGAUGAUGUAAAUCCAAUCGUUGAGCUGAUCAUCCGUGUAUCAGACCACGGUAAGCCAACUCUAACUGCUGCUGCCAGACUCAUUGUCAAAGCCUCCAAUGGGCAUGCUUCAGAUGGACUUCCACACAUAAAAGACAAUCAAAAUUGGGACAUUUCCUUGCCACUUAUUGUGACUCUAAGCAUCAUAUCUAUCAUGCUCCUAGCUGCCAUGGUGACCAUAGCAAUCAAGUGCAAGCGGGAAAACAAGGAAAUUCGUACCUAUAAUUGUCGCAUAGCAGAAUACUCCCACCCACAGCUUGGAAAAGGCAAGAAGAAGAAGAUCAACAAGAACGACAUCAUGCUUGUACAGAGUGAAGUUGAAGAGCGGGAUGCCAUGAAUGUGAUGAAUGUGGUAAGCAGCCCUUCCCUGGCCACUUCACCCAUGUACUUUGACUAUCAGACACGCCUGCCACUCAGCUCACCAAGGUCAGAGGUCAUGUACCUUAAACCCACUGCCAAUAACCUCAGCGUGCCCCAAAGCCACGUGGGAUGCCACACCAGCUUCACAGGCCCAGUCACCAGCACUACAGACACACCUACUAACCGCAUGUCGAUCAUACAGACCGACAAUUUCCCCACUGAGCCUAAUUAUAUGGGUAGCAGACAACAGUUUGUUCAAAGUUCAACAUUCAAAGACCCAGAGCGAGCCAGCCUCAGAGACAGCGGCCAUGGUGACAGCGACCAGGCUGACAGCGACCAGGACACCAACAAAGGCUCCUGCUGUGAUAUGUCUGCAAAAGAAGCUCUCAAGCUGAAGGCUGCAGGUGUGAAACCCCCACCCCUGGAGCAAGAUGAGGAUUGUUUGAAUUGCACAGAGGAAUGCAGAGUCCUUGGUCAUUCUGACCGCUGCUGGAUGCCUCAGUUUCCUGCAGGAGGAAACCAGGCAGAAGGCAUUGACUACCGCAACAAUAUGUUUGUGCCGGCCGGGAUGGAGGUGGUUGCUGAGACAGAGACCUAUGAGACUGUAAACCCCAAUGGCAAGAAAACUUUCUGCACAUUUGGAAAAGAGAGACGAGACCACACCAUCCUGGUCGCCAACGUCAAGCCCUACCUAAAAGCAAAACGUGCCCUCAGCCCCCUGCUGCAAGAAGUACCGUCAGCCUCCAGCAGUCCUACCAAAGGAUGCUCCACAAUGCCUCCCUGUUCUGCAGUCAAAGGCCCAGCAGAUGGGGCUGAGGGCAAACCUCCCCCAGCAAGCUGCUCGAUCCACUAUGGGCCACCUGAUGGCCAAUACAUGUCACCUACUAAACAAACAAGAGACCAAGGGGUCUACCCACCGUUGCCUUCCUCAGAUCCGGUGGCCAAGGUCCUUGCAGAGGCCCGCUCCAGAAUCAGUCAGGAGGCGGCGGGUGAAAUGGAGCGCGUCCUAGAGCAGGCAGAACCAGAUUCAAACCGCAGUGGAAUGGACGCUGACCAGGUGGUGAGAGACAUUGACAAACUAUUGCAAGACUGCAGAGAUAGUGAGGCCUCUGGCACACUGAGAAAAUGACUCAAAGAACCACAACAUAAGGAGAUGUGAGGAUAAAGGUCGGAGUUUGUUGUUAAGACUUUCAUGCCAAAACUGUUAGUCACCAAAACAAAUCAGAAAGGGUAAAUGGCUCUGGUGACUGGAACUAUUGUCACUGUAUUUGUUGUAGAAAAGUACAAAAAAGGACAAGAUAAACUUUUAUUACGUCAGUCCAGUGGCAACCAAGAACAACAAAAAAGAGGAACUGACUUCUGACUUUUUCUGAAUUUCUAAACUUUUUGGAUUCUUAAGCAAAUUGCAGGGGUUUAAGCCUCUGGCACCUCGCAAGCUCUUAUCUAAGUGCCCACCAGCUCAUAUGUGUGUUGUUCAUGGUCUCUUGUGAAAACCUACAUAUCUUUUUAAGUGUGCGUAGGUGGAUUUCUGUUUUGUGUGUUGGACAUUAAAAUUGAAUGAAAAAGGACUAUGUGCGGUCAGACAUGACAAUCGAUGUGAAAAAAAAAUAUAAAAGUUGAUCUAUUCGGACAGUGAAAGACAGAAGUACACAACUUUACUCUUUUUUUUGUUUCAUUUUUUCAAUUGAUAAACAAGUGUAGCGUGUGAUGGACCAGAUCUAUACCUGAAGAGAUUUUAUUCGGGGGGGGAGGGGGUUGUUAUGGACCAGCCAGAUCUGUUUCAGUCGGAUUUAUUAACAGUGUAACCAUGUCUCACCGGUCAUUUUGUAACUACAUGUAAGCUGUGUCUGUCUCACACCUCUAUUUAAAUGUUCAUGUUGCUGAGCAAAGUAGUUGCACGCAUCAACGUCAUCACAUGUCCACUACCACUCUGCAGACACACACGCUUACACAUUGACACCACACAAGAAUGCAGAUGAAACAAAUGAAUGCUCACAUACAACUGCCCAUCUGUGGAUUUGUCUUAUACAUGUACACCAUCAGCUUUUAGUCCCUUGUGUACAGUGAAUUAUCAUGUCUGUGACUAUGCCAUCAGGCAAUCAAGUUGUAUAAAAAGGGACCUUUCUUUCCUCAGCUGUGAAAAGAUAAUAUCUAUAUGGUUAUAUAGAUGACUGUAUGUAUGAAUCCAUGUAUAGUGUCCGAAUAUCAGCAAAAUAUUUAUACAUUUUAUAAGGAGAAAAAAGUUGAAUUUGACAUUAAAAGUGUCCUGAAGUAGAAGUCAUGUGGGAGGUAUUUAAGAAAGAACUGCAAAGGACACUGCCAUUGUUUUAAAGACAACGAUCCAAAAAUAUGACAAAACAAUAAAAUGUCCCUUCACAUUAUCACUAUACGUAAUAUCAUUAUAUGUGUAUAUGUAUCCAAUUUAGAUGUGUUUACAUCAGAAAAACUGACAUAUUUUUAUUAAUUUUACUGCAAUUUCUGUGCAUUUGAGCCAAAUUGUUAUGUGUACAAAAGCUAUAUUGUGUAUUUUAUUAAAUUAAUAUAUGGUUGUGUUGCAAUAUACAUGGGCUUAUAUUGUAUUUGGCAAAAGUUGCCUUAGUAGCUGUCGAACUCUGUGAGUUUGCUUUAGUUUGGGUUUCUGUUUGUUUCUUUUUUUCAUCGGUAUCCUGCAUCUUUGCAGUAAGGCUGGUCUCAGUGCUUUUGAGAUGUCGCCGCUUUUUACCCUGAGAUCCAGCUGGAUCAAAUACAAUAACUGUUAAAAGCUUAAUGAGCCAGCUGAUCUGGAAGAAGAUUCAAACCAACAACAAAAAAGCAACAAGAAAACUGUUUGACUAUUUUUACUGAGCAAAUUUUUAUAAGGCAGCUAUUUUCUUUAACAAUAACAAGUCCGCAUAUUUUCUGUUCAUUCCGUUUCUAUUUUCUUUCCAAAAAAAAAAGAAAAGAAACCCGCCAUAUGAAAAGUGGAGUGGUUUCCUUGGUGAUCAUGAAACUGCCUUACUGUCUCUGCAGAGAGCUUGUUGUAUCUGUGGAGCCUUGUGACUGCUUCUCAAGACCUAGUCCACCAGAAUGUGCAUUUCCUACAAAAGACCAAAACAGGUUCUUUUUCAAAAGUCUGUGUUGUUUAUGUAUGUACUUAAAUACAUGUUGGAAAUCCCAUAAUUUGCAGAGAAACUUGACAUCUGAAAUUCUAUCUGAAGUUUUUUUUGGAUUUUACUUAUUCUCGGUAUGGGUACAUGGUUUAUACAAUGCAUCCAGGAUUUCCUAAAAAAGAGAUAGAAAACAUUUAUUUUUUAAAUUUUGGCACCUUUGGGCCAUUAUGAUAUACUAUCGCAGGGUGUUUUUUAAAAAAAAUCCCUGGCAUUAAGGGGCAUAGAACAGUAGGCUACAUGAUGAUUUCUGGAAAAUGUUACCACAAUCACCAAAUGUAUAUAACCUGCAGCUUUGAGAGGGAACAGUGACGUAUUGUGGCAUCUAAAUGCAGUAUGUUGAAGUAGAAAACCUAAAUAUUUUGUUAUAUAGGAAAAUCACAUACAUCCAUUUUUUCUUUUAUGUUUGGGAUUUUUAUUGUGCUGCAUCUUUCCUUUUUAGGCUUUUUGCUUACUUUCCUUUGAAAGAUCAGAACAGCUGUUGCUUUUUCUCCUGUCCUUCAUCUGGAAACUAUUUGGUAUAGGUUUACCCUUACUCUUUUUUGCAGGAUAAAUGCAGAAGUGAAUUUUAAGAUGGGGCAUUGAUGCAUGGACAGAAAAGAAAAUGUAUUUGUUUCUCUUAUAUUUUAAUUUCCUAUAUCUGGAUGAAUAAGACAACUCUUAUGUUAAGGCAGCACAAACAGUUCAAAUUUUCGCUGCAGUAGUGAUCCAGACAGGAAUGUCAUUGCACACAGAAACACCAGUGCGUUUAAGCAACACGCUGCCUUUCAUGUUAUUCAUAAGCAAUGAAAAUUAAAUAAAAGAGAGGGCAUAAACAUUACCGGGACAAAUUUGACUCUUCCAUAUUUGCCCUAAUGAUUACUUUUUCAUUUAGCUCAUUUGUCUGCCUCUUAGCUAGAGCAGCAUUACUUGUUGUAUGUGCUUACCUGCUUGAUUUCUGUAUAUAUUCUCCAGUUCCCUUCUUUCUGAACUUCCGUCAUCUUCAUAUUUAGUUUAAACUCCGAUCAGAUUUUUAUUUCAUUGUUGAUUUUUAUUCCAUUAAACGCAGCAGGCAUGCAGAUUCAUCACACAACAUAUUUUACUCUUGCUGCCACAAUUCAAAGUACUGUCCUCUCUAAUGGUGUUCCCUUGCCCUGGCCACUGUCUGCAUGCUUACAAAUCAAGGGUGAGGAAAUGCACAGAGUCCAGUCUAUGGAAGGAAUUCUCUAAGCCAUGGCCCCUUUUCUCAGGCUAUUUGCUGUUUAAUAGAGCAGAGGCUGCUUUUUGGGGCCAAUGCAUAGUUUGGCCUCAGAAGUUUAGAGAUUGAAUGCAAUGUAGGGUCUCUCAUUAUUGUCUAAUUAUACACUGGCAUCUUACACUGUUGGCAGUGCAUUACUCAAGCAUAGAGUGUGAUAUUUUUGCCCACUUGAGACUUGUUGGCUUUACCAAGCGAUUAGGGAAAGACCUUGUUGAAUGUGGCUAACCACCUCUGGUCUAUUACUCACAUGGAUGCAACUGCACACAGACUCAGACAGUCACUGCUUCACAAACACACAGACAAUAUGCCUUUUUGGUUUGUUAAAUUAAGCACCCAAUGAUGUCAGUGUUGUUCCCUCAUCCACAGGUUCCACACUGAUUACAUAGGGCUCCACCCUACAUUAAACAGCUGGUAAAAAGACCAGAGACAAUUUUAUUUGUAUGGAUUAUUUUCAACUGCUAUUGUCUAAAGGCUGUGUUCAUUGUGAUCUAUCUGAAGUAAAAACAAACAAAAAAAAAUAAUAAAAGUGCAAAUAAAAAGAA